AUGGCGACGAGCGAAAAUGUGACCGUCUACAACCUUCCCCCGAGCCCGCCCAAAUGGGACAAAGUCGGCAUUUUCUUCGUCUCCUUCUGCGGCACCUGGAGCACUCUCGUUUUUGCGGGAAUGAUAUUUUGCUGGCUCAAUCGUCGAAAUCCCAUCCUGAAAAUUCGCGGGCUUCCCCUCUCUUUCUCAGCCAUUCUCUUGCUGCAUACCUCCUGGAUACUCGCUCAACUCAUUUACCCUUUUGGAAGGACACUCCCGACUGUCGUUACGUAUGACAUCCAGUACUUCUUCAUGGGUAUCUGGUUCCCCCUCGGUAUCGCUUUGCUUCACGCUUCAAACAGCCGUCUCAUCUAUAUUGCCAAGCUGCAGAGACAGUUCGCCAGUCAACCUCUGGUUCGGGUGAAGUGCAAUGGUGAUUCUUCGGUGCUCUGCCGUUUUAGAAAUUUUGACUACACGUCCAAAGUCAUGAUCCUAGCCAAUGCUGGCAUGAUCUUGCAGGUCGUGUUCACUAUCAGCAUGUGGGUGGCUUGUCGCAAGUAUCACCCUGCCUAUGGAAUCCCAGGUACUGGGAUCCACGGCGACAACCUUUCAGAGCAGAUAAGAAACUUGGGGAAAGGGUGGGAAUGGUGGCCAUCGGUUCUAUGGCAGGUCCUUUGGGCCUGGAUCGUAGCACCCAUUCUGACCUGGCGGGCUUGGGGAAUCCAUGAUACCAUGGGAUGGCGCACCCAGACUAUUGGUUGCUGUAUCUCCAGCCUCCAUGCGAUGCCCAUGUUCUUAAUUGCGCAGUAUGUUCCAGCGUUCGAGUUUAUCAACAAUUACUUCCAUCCAAUCCAGUGGAUUCAUCUGUCCAUCAUGAUGUUCGAAGUAUUCACAGUCUUCAUCCCCGUCUUUCAAGUCAUCAAGCUGCAGAUGCAAUGUCGCAAGGCAGCUGCCUCCCACGCGAGGUGGGAAACAUCCUUCCAAGCCACCGCCAUAGGGUUGUCACACCUUUUCAGCCAAGUGCACAAAGAAUCAGCGAUGGCAAUGGAAGUAGGACCUAUGAUGGACCAUCUCCUUGGCGAAGAUAUGAGCGAUCAAGUAAGCACCAUGGGUGCGCUCGAGUUCGUGUUGGGAGCAAACCCAAGCCCCCUCCAGGACUUCUCUGCGCUCAACGACUUCUCUGGGGAGAACAUUGCCUUCCUCAGCCGAGUCACCAGCUGGAAGUCAGCUUACGCCGAUGCUAUCCAGGGGCCGCGGGAGCUGGAGGCUUACAACGCUGCGCUGCAGAUAUACACCGACUUCAUAAGCCCCCGUCAUGCGGAAUUCCCUCUGAAUUUGUCGGCGACACAGCUCAGGUGUUUCAAGGGCAUCUUCGAGGAGCCUGCGCAUUCGCUGUGUGGGGAGCCAGCCAUGAGCUCCGCCACUCCCUUCGACAUCGAGCAAUCACCAUCGCUUUCUUCACUGCCAAGGUCAAGCUUAGGGGAGAGCAGCGGCGCGCAAGAGGCGAGGGCCGGGUACAUGGGGGAGAUUCCGCGCGGCUUCAGCAAUUCCGUCUUUGACACCACCCACAGCAAUAUUCUGUAUCAGGUCCUGACUAACACGUGGCCCAGGUUCAUCGAGGAGAUGAAAGAGCGGAGGAGAGUGUCAGGCGAGACGGACUACGCCGAGUCAAAUGCCUCGUCACGGUCACUCAUCGGGCGUAUUUCAGGUCUUUUACGCACCACCUCCCGAGGUUGA
Molecule: messenger RNA, 1716 nt
Organism: Clonostachys solani
Lineage: Eukaryota; Fungi; Ascomycota; Sordariomycetes; Hypocreales; Bionectriaceae
Source: the annotation of a GenBank genome assembly